This is a messenger RNA of Schistosoma spindalis, 324 nucleotides long. The record is from the annotation of a GenBank genome assembly. Lineage: Eukaryota; Metazoa; Platyhelminthes; Trematoda; Strigeidida; Schistosomatidae.
AUGUGGGCUAACUUUCCUGUACAACAUGACGGUCAAACAAUCAGUAAUCUCAUGGGGAAUAAGAGCAAAGUAGAAUCACUUACUGUUUGUGAUGCUACGGAUGCUUCAAUUUCAAAGCAAAUUUCUUUCGAUGAACCAUCCAGUUCCUUUGUUACUCCACAUUCAAGUGCUCCUCCAUUGUCUACUAUUGUUCAGCCUGAGGAUGAAAUAAGGCUAGUUGAGUUUCUUAAAGUUCAUGGAUUUCGGUGGUAUCAAAUAUUGCAUCCGAUGCAUAUUUGGUUUAUACGUAUUACAUUCAGGAAGAUUACUACUGGUCUGGUUUAA